CUGCUCAACGAAAGACUUUAUUUACUUCCGGUGAACGGUUCAGUUGCUUCUGAAUGUUUAAAUAGUGGGGAUAAAGGCAAGCGGCAAAGAUGGAGUCCAGCGAGGAGGGUGGCCUCAGUGUUGGGGGCUCUGUGGGAGAGGAAAACUACUUCCUGGGAUAUACAUUCACCGAUCGUUCACAUUCGAGUCGUGUGGUAAAGAGCAUCAUGGACCUGUGCCUGGAGGACGGGCUGUUUGCUGAUGUCACCAUCACGGUGGACAGCAAAGAGUUUCACCUGCACCGGUUGGUACUCUCAGCACAGAGCAGUUUUUUCCGCUCAAUGUUCACCUCCAACCUCAAAGAGUCCCACAACCGCAUGAUAGAGCUGAAGGAUGUGAGUGCCACAGUCUUUCAGCUACUGAUUGACUACAUCUACCAUGGCACGAUUAAACUAAGAGUGGAGGAGCUGCAGGACACCUAUGAGAUGGCAGACAUGUACCAGCUGACUGCUCUGUUUGAAGAAUGCUCCCGCUUCCUCUCACGCACAGUUGAGGUUAAGAACUGUUUACAGGUGAUGUGGCUCGCAGACAGACAUAGUGACCAGGAGCUCUAUACUGCAGCCAAGCACUGUGCUAAAAUCCACCUGGCUCAGCUGCAUCAGACUGAGGAAUUUCUCAAUCUGCCUCUCUGUCUGCUUUUGGACAUCAUUAAAGAUGGCGUUCCAAGCUCUCAGAAUCCAAAAGUGGCCAUUGAGUCAUGGAUUAACCACAACAAGGUUGAGAGAGAAGAGUUUGCUUGCAUCCUCCAAGAGAAUCUUAAGGAAAUUGGUGAAAAUGUCCACAUAUACCUGAUUGGUAAAGAAGAGACGAGGACUCACUCCCUUGCUGUGUCGUUGCACUGUGACGAGGACGAUGUGAUCAGUGUGAGUGGCCAGAACAGUUUAUGCCAUCAGAUCACGGCAGCCUGUAAACAUGGCGGUGACCUUUACGUGGUUGGAGGGUCUAUUCCUCGCCGCAUGUGGAAGUGUAACAUGCACACUAUGGACUGGGAGCGCUGUGCACCUCUGCUCAGAGACCGUCUCCACCACACCAUGGUUUCCGUCUCUACGGAAGAUGCUAUCUACUCACUAGGUGGUAAGACACUGCAAGACACACUCUCUAAUGCUGUCAUCUACUACACAGUAAAGGACAACAAGUGGACAGAAACCAGCCAGCUAGACACUGCUGUGUCUGGGGCUGCUGGUGUUAACUUGGGAGGUACCAUAUACCUACUUGGCGGGGAAGAGAACGACAUGGACUUUUUCACUAAGCCAUCCCGUCUCAUUCAGUGCUUUGACACCUCCUCACAACAGUGCCAGAUCAAACCCUACAUGCUGCCAUUUGCUGGCUGCAUGCAUGCUGCCGUCCACAUGGAUGUGAUCUUCAUUGUAGCAGAAGGAGACUCCCUGGUGUGCUACAAUCCACUGUUGGAAAGCUUCACGCGCCUCCGCUUCCCCGAAGUAUGGAGCUGCAUCCCAUCACUGUGGAAAGUGGCCAGCUGCAAUGGCUGUAUAUAUGUCUUUAGAGACAAAUGUAAGAAAGGUGAUGCUAAUACACUGAAGUUUAACCCAGCCACAUCUGUGGUCUCAGUUAUCAGAGGUAUAAAAAUCCUCCUCACAAACUGGCAGUUUGUCUUAGCCUAACGUGUCCUCUGGACGUUCACACUGUGGUCUACACACUAACCACAGUGAAUCAGGGAAGACUUUUGGACAACUUAAUAGAACUUUACUGUUCAGGCAUCUAAUGAAGAGAUCCAUGCUACAAUUAUGUACUCAACUGUGUCAAUCAUUCCUAGUUACAACAAUAUAGUCAUGUGUGUCACUUGCUGCUGUUGUAGUGCAUCAUUGUGCAUUUCUUAACUGGGAAGUAAAUUUGUGGUGAUGCUGUGACCAGUGAUGAACUAAUAUGAUGUUUCCUGUGCACUUCUAGUUUAACAUGCAUGAAGAGCUAGACAACUUACCCUUCAGUAAAAUGUUAUCAUGAUGCUGACAAAGGCAAAAUAUCCUUAAUUUCAAAUUCCAAGUCAUUGUGCAUAUAAAUAAUGAAGGAUGUUUUUUAACUUGAGAAAAUGUUUUGUUUUUUCCUGAAGAUUGGUUUUUUUUUGUAUGUACUCUGUGGUUGUUCAUAAGAUGUGUUAAAUAUAUCAGUGUAUCUACAAGCUGUCAGUUUUUGUUUUUGCCUUUUGGCUCUUGACAUUGUUUAUUACCAGAAUAUAGCAUCUUUAACUUUUGCAGUUUUACAGAGAAGCAUUUUAAAUUGUUACUGUACAUUUGUCUUUGAUGAAAUUAUACUCAAUAUGAAAGGCAGGGUGUUUAAAGUGCUUGUUUAUUCUA
Melanotaenia boesemani (Boeseman's rainbowfish) is the source of this 2351-nucleotide messenger RNA. It is a transcript of the gene kbtbd4, whose product is annotated as kelch repeat and BTB (POZ) domain containing 4. Lineage: Eukaryota; Metazoa; Chordata; Actinopteri; Atheriniformes; Melanotaeniidae. The record is from RefSeq and is a predicted model, not a curated record. Gene Ontology annotation, molecular function: protein binding. The transcript is spliced from 5 exons. The coding region runs from base 90 to 1661 and encodes 523 amino acids.